CGCAUGGCCGCACCGCCUCUCCUCCCUCUCGCCCUAGGCCGCGUCCUCUCACUCUCGGUCUAGCUUGUUGUUGUGAACAAUGAUGGCUUUGCCGCUUUGGGCAAGGAUCCCCACUCACAGCGUCCUCGCACGGCCGCACCGCCUUUCCUCCCUCGCCCUAGGACGCGUCCUCUUGCCCCCACUCUCGGCCUUGCCGUGGUGAACAAUGAUGGCUUUGCCGCUUUGGGCGACGCACAGCCCACGCACGGCCUAGGAGCUACUCGCAACAACCUUCCUACUCCCGUGCACGGCCAAGGAGUAGUACUGUGCGGGCACCGCUGCUAUACCACCACCAGCAAAGGGCCGGCGAGCUUGAGAGCUGAGACUCGACAGAGAAGAGAGCGACCUUGAAGCUUUGCUUGGCCUGGCCUGCGGUGGUGGUGAUGGAUGUCAAAUGCCGGCGUCUGGAGGGGAAGGUGGCCGUCGUGACGGCGUCCACGCAGGGGAUCGGCCUCGCCAUCGCCGAACGCCUCGGUCUCGAGGGCGCCGCCGUCGUCAUCUCCUCCCGCAAACAGAAGAACGUGGACGAGGCGGUGGAGGGGCUCAGGGCUAAGGGGAUCACCGUGGUGGGCGCCGUCUGCCACGUGUCCGAUGCACAGCAGCGCAAGAACCUCAUCGAGACGGCCGUCAAGAACUUUGGGCACAUUGAUAUUCUUGUCUCCAAUGCUGCUGCAAAUCCUACUGUAAAGGGCAUACUUGAAAUGAAAGAGGCUGUUCUUGAUAAGCUGUGGGACAUUAACGUCAAGGCUUCUAUUCUUCUUCUUCAGGACGCCGCUCCCCACCUACGGAAGGGGUCAUCUGUGAUUCUUAUUUCUUCAAUUGCUGGUUACAAUCCAGAGCAAGGAUUGACAAUGUAUGGUGUUACAAAGACUGCUCUCUUUGGUCUCACAAAGGCUCUUGCUGGUGAGAUGGGACCCGAUACUCGUGUUAACUGUAUAGCCCCUGGUUUUGUUCCUACACGGUUUGCUAGUUUCUUCAUAGACAAUGAGACCAUUAGGAAAAAGCUUAAUGAGAGGACUAUGCUUAAGAGAUUGGGUUCUGUGGAAGAUAUGGCGGCGGCUGCUGCAUUCCUGGCAUCUGACGAUGCAUCAUUCAUUACAGCUGAAACCAUUGCUGUUGCUGGAGGGGUGCCGUCUAGAUUGUAAAUUUGGCUGAAGUCUAUUCUGACUCGGCUAAUAAUGUGUGCUAAGUACCAAUUGCCACUAGGCCGGUGACAUAGCAACUAUACUGUAAUAAGAUUUUUCAAAAAAACUAUACUGUAAUAAUCCACUCUGAAGCUGCAGCUUGUGUUAAGUUUGGCUACUGUUAUUUCAAUUGGAUUGCAGUGUGACUA
Molecule: messenger RNA, 1372 nt
Organism: Sorghum bicolor (sorghum)
Lineage: Eukaryota; Viridiplantae; Streptophyta; Magnoliopsida; Poales; Poaceae
Product: tropinone reductase-like 3
Exons: 6
Coding region: 423-1184 (253 amino acids)
Molecular function (GO): oxidoreductase activity
Source: RefSeq, a predicted model, not a curated record